UCAUCCGGCGGGUGCGUGUUUCCGGAAGACGUGGCCGCCGCCGCUCCCGCCGGUGCCGCUGCGCUCCCCYCGGUCCCGCUGUCGCUGCCGCCCCGCCGCCACCAUGAUCUCCCUGUCCGACACGCAGAAGAUUGGAAUGGGACUAACAGGCUUUGGAGUGUUUUUCCUGUUCUUUGGAAUGAUACUCUUCUUUGACAAAGCUCUUUUGGCUAUUGGAAAUGUUUUAUUUGUGGCYGGCUUGUCUUUUGUUAUUGGUUUAGAAAGAACAUUUAGAUUCUUCUUUCAAAAACACAAAAUGAAAGCAACGGCAUUCUUCCUGGGUGGUGUGCUCAUAGUUCUCAUUGGUUGGCCUUUAAUAGGAAUGAUCCUUGAAAUUUAUGGGUUCUUCCUAUUAUUCAGGGGUUUCUUUCCUGUGGUGGUUGGYUUUAUUAGAAGAGUUCCAGUUCUUGGAUAUCUCUUGAAUUUACCUGGUAUAAGCUCGCUUGUAGAUAAAGUUGGAGAGAGCAACAACAUGGUAUAAUGAGGAGGCGGAAGACUGAUUCUAAACUUUUACUGUAUUAUUUAUAAAAUCCCUUUGAAGAAUACUCAGCACAAAGAUUAAGUUGUGUACAAAGGAAAAACUUGUUACAUUYGUUACAUAACAGUUUAAUUUAAAAUGUAUAGUCAACAAUAUACAUUAGAAAAGAAGCUCGGCAAGUAUGCUUCUAGGAAAGUAACUCCAGAGUUCAGGAAGUAAACUGAAGAGGUGAAAGUCAUGGAAUAACCCAUGUUACAACUGUUCAAGACUACUUUUGUUGGUUUUGGAAAACAUGCUAGAGGCAAGGAGUCCUUGUGGAAUUAAAGGUGCCUGUCCUUUACCUCCUGAUUUUGAAGGUGCAGUAGAGCAAACAGGCCUACAUUUUUAAGGGUGACCCAAACUUACCCAACUCUCUGCUUGCUAUCCUCAGAGUGCAGAAAAUCAAACAGGAAACUUCUUGUGUAACAAGAGAUGCAUCUUUGCAUGAAGGUCAAGAUGACUAUUCAUCUAUAAGUAUAUUAUGACAAUAAAAAGGAAACCCUACUCAGUUCUGUAGUAAAUGUUUUUGUAAAUAUGUGGCUGAAAUACAACAUUGUUAUCUUAAUGUUUCAAAGCCAAAUGUUAGUUGAUUGUAUUUGCCUUCCGUUUCGGAAUAUGCAAAAGGUCAAUCUUUAAUAACUUUGGUCUUAAAWGUUGGUUCUGAACAUGUAGAGCUCCUUGGGGAACUCUGGAAGCUGACUUGUAGUCCUUCCAGGUUGUUCUGCUUGAACCAUGUUACAUGUGCAUCCGGAUGAGAAUGUAGCCCCUUGUCACUAACAUGAAAACUUUGUUAAAUACACCUAGUUCACAAAAAAAUGCAUUAGGUUGAGGUGCUGAUAUGAACCCUGUGAAAUGUAACUUAUCUGAAUUUGGAACUUUGUUUUUAAACAGUUUGAAACUAAGCUUUCUUUGUUUACUCUGGAACUACAAAUUGACUUUUAUUUUUUACGGUAAUAAAAUGAAAACUUAAAGUUCUGUGUACGUGAGUCUCUGGGGAGAAAAUUCAGUUACUGGGGCURACUAAAGAUCAAGUGCCAAUCUCCAUAUGUUUGUAAAUUGUUACUGGGGUUAUCUUCAAACAACUUCUCUUGGUUGCAGAGGAUUCUUGGCUAACCUGGAAUAAAUGUCCCCUCCUAAACCAUGGGUCAUGUUUCUGCUUCUUUUGGAAUGUUGAACGUUGUGCACUUUCAAUACGCUUAGUUACAGUGUCCUCACCUAACAAACCGUGCUUGCUCACUGAAUAGUGUUUGUGCAGGUGGUGGGGGGGUUUCUGUUGUGUUUCACUUUCUCUUCCCUUUCAUGUAAUCCAAAAACCAAAUUACCCAAUGUAGUAGUAAAAGUAGCUAAGUAGCCUAAAGGUCUAAUGAAUGGGGUUUU
Molecule: messenger RNA, 1933 nt
Organism: Malurus melanocephalus (red-backed fairy wren)
Lineage: Eukaryota; Metazoa; Chordata; Aves; Passeriformes; Maluridae
Gene: GOLT1B
Product: golgi transport 1B
Exons: 5
Coding region: 104-520 (138 amino acids)
Biological process (GO): endoplasmic reticulum to Golgi vesicle-mediated transport; retrograde transport, endosome to Golgi
Cellular component (GO): endoplasmic reticulum; membrane
Source: RefSeq, a predicted model, not a curated record